AUGAUUGACAAGGUGGCCGUCGUUACUGGAGCUAAUCAAGGCAUAGGAUUUGGUAUCAUAAAGCUUUUAUGUAAGCGAGGUGUUAAAACUGUAUAUCUAACAGCGCGUGAUGAAAAACGAGGCACUGAAGCUGUGAAAAUCCUUAAUUCUGAGGGCUUUUAUCCAGUAUUUCACCAGCUAGACAUAACAAACGAAGAAAGUAUUAAAAAAUUUGAAUGUUAUAUGAAAAACCGACACAGCGGUAUAGAUAUUUUAGUAAAUAACGCAGCGGUGGCAUGCAAAACAUUUUCAGAAGUUACAUAUGAUGACGCUAAAAAUGUUAUAAAUGUAAAUUUCAAUAGCAUUCUCACAAUUGAAAAGUAUAUUUAUCCGUUAUUAAAUGAUAACGCGCGAGUUAUUAACAUAUCAAGUGAUAGUGGUCAUCUUUCUAAACUAAAAAACAAAUACUGGAUCGAAAGACUAUCGCGAGAUGACCUACAGCUAAAAGAUAUAAAAGAUUUUACAAGUUGGUUUUUAGAUUCAAUUAAAAAUAAUACAUUUAAGAAAGAAGAUUUUACAUGGAAGUUUCUUUAUUCCUACGUUGUUGCAAAAAUAGCAGUUUCAGCGUACACGAGAGUACAACAGAGACAAACUGGCAGGGGUAUAUGUGUUAACUCACUGCACCCGGGUUUUGUGAAAACUUCAAUGACAAAAGGAACUGGUCUUUUAACCAUCGAAGAAGCUGCUGAGGCACCGGUCUAUCUAGCGUUAGAUGCUGAUACAUCUAUUAGAGGAAAAUACAUUUGGUAUGACAAGGCUGAAGUAGAUUGGGCGGAUACUUCUUUAGUUUUAAAUUAUGUGGACGAGCAUACUAUGAAAUAA
Molecule: messenger RNA, 861 nt
Organism: Pieris macdunnoughi
Lineage: Eukaryota; Metazoa; Arthropoda; Insecta; Lepidoptera; Pieridae
Source: the annotation of a GenBank genome assembly